This is a messenger RNA of Drosophila eugracilis, 2272 nucleotides long. Its product is annotated as zinc finger protein 316. The transcript has 2 exons. Gene Ontology annotation, molecular function: zinc ion binding. Lineage: Eukaryota; Metazoa; Arthropoda; Insecta; Diptera; Drosophilidae. The record is from RefSeq and is a predicted model, not a curated record. Gene Ontology annotation, cellular component: nucleus. The coding region runs from base 296 to 2065 and encodes 589 amino acids.
AGCUGUGUACCUAUACUUAUCCAAUAUGGCUGCAAGUAAAAAAAUUGUAACGCUGUGAAAAAUUGCAACUCAAAUUGCAUUUUCUACUUGAUUAUUUGUCAGAAAAGUGCCAGGAAUGUGAAAUUGUGUAAGCGGAAGUGGAAAACCCCCGAAAAAACAAGUGCGCGCAAAGAAAUCUCAGCGAAAAAGUGAAAAACGCAAAAGUCGCCGGUGCCCCGCCAAAAAAAGGAAGACUCCCCCGCCCCUCAGAAAAAAAAAAACAUUUCUCUCUGGAAAUAAGAAAAAUAAACGAAGAAUGGAAGCCGACAUAACGCCCUUGGCAGAAACAAAUGGAGAGCAGCGCGAAAAUCCUCAAGAAAAUGCUCCGAACCCAGAGCAACAGCCAACGGAUUUAGCUAAAACCCUGGGUUCCGCUGAAGAUGGCGUCUCCGGGACAGUGGGACAGAUAAUAGAUUACCUCGAGGACAAUGCCGGUGCAAGUGCCGAUCAGGACGCUGAAAUGGGCGAGGCUGAGUAUCUGGAUGGGGAAGUGCCGCCGGACGAUGAAAGUAAAGGCGAGAAAGGCAAUGAAAACAAGGAAGCAGGCAAAAAAAAUGAUUUAGCAGAUACUGCAGUUGAAGAUGCAGCACCUAGAGAAAAAUCAGUUGAGGAAAAAGAAAAAAAUAUUGAUCAGGAGAAAGAAGCUGUUCACAUAGAUGAAAAGGAUGGUAGCGAAGACAAGCUAGAAGAUGAUGACGCAUCAGCCGAAAAGGAUGGUGAAGAGGGAGACCAAGAAGAUGAAGAAGAUGGAGCUGAGAAGACUGGAGAUGAAGAGGACGAAGCCAUUGAAGAUGGUGAUGAACCCAUGGAAGACGACGAGGAUCCCACCGAAGAGACCGAGGAAGUUGAGCAAGAGUUCGAAACCGCCACCGAUGCAGAAGGUGAACUAAUCACUGGCGAUGAACCCGGUGACCUAGGGGAACCCAUACGGGAGCGCAGAAAGGAAGAGCCCGUAGACGAGAACCAAUGCCGCGUCUGCACCAGCAAGGAAGAGCUAGUCUGUUUGUUUAAAAAGCAAAUCGAUGCCACGCCCGCGGACAUGCUGCUGGUCAUCUGUCCCAGUGUCUCGAUUUUGCCCAAGGACUUUAUGCCGCAGUUCAUAUGCACCAAGUGCAUGGGCAGCCUCACCAUUGCCAUACAGCUGAGGAAGCAGCUGGAGUCCACGGACCAGGAUCUACGCAAGCGCCUGUCCAGAAGCAAGAACAAAGUGCGGAGGCCUCGUGGCUAUGUGGUCAUCGAUGCACCCGUCACUGAUUCCAGCGAGGACGAAGAUGAACUUGACGAUGAAUUUAAGGUAUCCGAUGUGGCCGGAACCACAAGUCCAGAUAGCGAUUCUGGUGAUUCCGACGAUUCCGAUGAGAAGAGAAAAGAGAAAAAGAAACCCGGCCCACGUGGGCGUCCUCGAAAAACGCCGCUGAAGAGAGGCACGGAUAGUGAUGGUGAGCCUUCUAGUGCCCAGAAGAAGAAAUACCAGCCAUCGUCGGCAGCUUCCAUGGGUCCAUUCGAGUGCCCCAACUGCGACUUGACGUUCUCGCGCAAACAAUCUUAUGUGUUGCACCGAAAGACCCACGAAAGGAUAGAGCAUGCUUGUCCCAUUUGUGGCAAGAAGUUUAAGGUGGAAUGGGCCUACAAAACGCACAUGCAACGGCACGAACAAGAGCGAGCUCACUUCCGCUGCGAGCUUUGCCCCAAGAUAUUCCGCCUGCGAGCGGAAUUGAAACACCAUAUGGCCCAGCGGCAUGAUGAGCAUGGAUUCAUAUACGAGUGCAAGCGCUGCCAGCGAACCUUCCUUACCCAGCAGCGAUUGCAGCGUCAUCAGGCCAUCGGCUGUCAGCGGCACAAGGAGGAGGCAUCGGUUCGUGUCAAGGAGGAACAUCCGCGUUUUAAGCAGGAAUCGCGCUAUAAGGACGAUCGUCACUCCCAAGGGAACAAUGUGAGCAAACGUCGUCCCGGAGAAGGACGGGAUCUUUUUAAGGCGGUGGCCCCACCAACCACCACCUAUUGGAGCGAUAGCUUCUCGGACUAAAUGCAAAGGUGCGGCGGCUUACGUAUGGAUUUCCGUUUUCAUCAACGAUUUUAAGUUUUAUUAGCUGUAGGAAGAAUUCAGUGCAAAUAAAUCACAUUUGUAACAAAUACAAAAUAAAAUAAGCAGAAGUUCCAAAUACUUGUAAACUUCUCCAACUAAAUAUGUAAGUAAGCAUAAAAUGAAAUAAAAAGCUCGAUUAAAGGCAAA